Messenger RNA from Lepisosteus oculatus (spotted gar), 1534 nucleotides. The record is from RefSeq and is a predicted model, not a curated record. Lineage: Eukaryota; Metazoa; Chordata; Actinopteri; Semionotiformes; Lepisosteidae.
AUGGUAAGUCUGCUGUCACAGCCAGUGUCUGUGUCUCUGCAGGCCCGGUGGGUGCUCAGUGCCUCGGCCAGGAGCUGCGAUCAAGCUCAGUACCUCCACCCCAACGGCAGCUGCCUGCCCUGUCUUGUGUGCGACCCCGGGGAGCAGUUGUCAGAGGACUGCGGCUACGGCGACGGCGGGGCUGCGCGCUGCGAGGCGUGUGGCGAGGGGGAGUACAGCGAGGGCUGGGCGCUGGCGCCGUGCUGGCAGUGCACGCGGUGCUCCCUGCUGAACCGCGAGGAGAGGGUGCCCUGUCAGCCCAGCAGCAAUGCCCAGUGUGGCGGCUGCCUGGGGGGGUACUACGAGACGCCGAAGGAGCAAAGUUGCUUGCCCUGCCUCAGCUCCACUGGGGCAAUCCGCCGAGAGUGCCUGCCUCCCCCGACAGCGAGGCCGGAGGAGUGGAAAGGUGUCACCCCUUUUCUAGACAAGGCAUUUCCAGAGGGAAGUACUGGAAGUGGGGCGGUUCCGGACACGCCCCCCGUGGCUGUGAUUGGCGCAGCCUGCGCUGUCUCCGCCUUCUCCCUGGUCCUGCUGCUGUGGGGGCUGCUGCUCUCUGUGGAGCGAAUCAGCGAGUGCCACUCCAGAGCGCGCCAGCCCGCCGGCCCCCGUGCCCCCGACAAGGAGCGCAAGAGCCCUGGGACCCUGGACACUCCCUCUGGACCACCUGACUGUUCGUGUACCCCAGCCUCCCUGCGGAAACUCCUGCCGUUCGGACAGCACAGCCAGGAGGGAGAGCCGGAGCGGAGGCACCCAAGCUCUGGGGGUCCGCCCAGGUCCCGUUACACGCCGUGCUCUGAGAAAGUGCCCCCCCCUGCUUCAAUCGUCAUCAACGUCACCACCAACGUCAAGCCUCCCGGCCAGGGAGGGGGGGGAGACUGGGAGGGGCAGGACGGGCACCACCAGCAGACCCAGCUCUCCCUGGAGGAGAUGGAGCGCAAGACGGAGGAGAUCUGCAAAAUAGCGAAAGGUAGGAGCCUGGAAGAGCUGGACUACGACAGCGUACAGGAGCUGUCUCUGCUGGUGGACGCAGGAGGCCGUGGGGCCCUGAGGGGGCUGGGCCGGGCUCUGAGCGUCUCGCCAGAGGUUCUCGACAACUUGCACGGCUUCCAGGACCUCUUCCAGUACCUGCGCACAUCCACUUACACCCAGGUGCCCCAGCUGGCCUGCGCUGCGGCCUCCCUCCACAGGCCUGACCUUGUUGCUAGGAUACACCAGGCCCUGGUCUCCGUGGAGACCACCUCCUACGGGUAGGGUAGCCCUCAGGCCUUGUUCUGGGCCCAUCUCAGGCUGUGACACUUGCCAAACUGAACAAAGACUUUCAGAGGAGGGUAUCCUUCCCAGGACAAACGAGGGACAGACACAACUAAAUAUUCAGCAACUGUCUCAAAGUGGUUUUCUCACCUGUGGCUUCCUGUUGGGAAUAAACAAUUGCAGCAGAGGAGUGCCUGUGUAGGUUGUGGUGUACAUUAGGUGACACAGGUUGGCUUCUCACACA